AUGGCAACAGCUGCUUCAAAUCAAAGUCAACCAAUGGGGGAACCGGGGCAAAACAAUUUUAAUGUAUGUAUGAUGCCAACGAAAGAGCAGGUGGAGGCCACUCCUGGAACUCCUUUAACUAAAGAGGAGCUGGCACGAUUGCAAGCGGACGGUCAACUUCCACAGGGUAUGGAUACCUCAUAUGGGAAUCCUACUCUACAUAGAAUGAGAAGCGGAGAUCAAGAAAUUCUUGUGGUGAUGAUGGAUCCACCUCCAUGUGGAUGUGCACGACUUCCAAAUGGGAAAAAGAAACGUUGCAAGAAGCAUCGAGUAGAAAGAAAGGCAAGGCGAAAGGCGAAGAAAGAAAAGGAAAAGAAAAUGAUGGAAGAACAAGAGAGAAAAGGAUCGAAAGAGAAAGGAACGAAAAUGGUGAAAGAUGACGAAAGUGAUAGAAAGAAACUUGCUGCACUUCGGCAUGCAGCUGAUUCAGAAUCUGAGGAAGACAAGGCUAUCGACGGAGCAUACACUCCAGACAAAAUUUGCGCAGUUGGUCCUGCUGGUGUCGCCGUCCUAAUCGAAAUCGAAAAAGUGGAUACGGGUGAAGUUGGGCCAAGAGCUAAGGUCGGUGAUAAACCAAUGAGAGGAAUACUGGUUAAAGGCGCUCAUGAAACACCACAAUUUAUUCCGAUGGAAAAAGUCGCGAAAGAUAGCAACGGUAGACCGAAAUACCGUAAUUAUACCGUGGGAGAACUUGUCAGAGGACCUCAUGGCGAGGCAAUAUUCUAUGCGGAUGGACAAUGUCAAUGUGACAAGAAUGGAAAUCCGAAGAAUAUGAAUAUUGCUGGUGUGGAUUCGAAUCUACAGAAGAAAAUUGGAGAAACAACGUGUCCUCCUUGUGAAGUGGAGAUUAACGAGAAAGGUAUGCCAGUGCUUCGGCAGAUUGCUUGUGCAGAAGAUGUUCCGAAGGAUAAGAACGCAGCGGUUGGUGUGAUCACGAAGAACAAAGACGGAAAUAAUGUGUUCACACAAUCAGCUGGACAACGUCUUGGAAGCAGUGACAAUGCCCCGUGUGUACCCUCAACACCGGGUGAUAAAGUAGCACCGGGCGGUUUAAUCGGUAGAGUAGUCGAAGAUAAACAAGGAAACACUGUUGUGUUGCCGCCCGGCUCGAAACCCACUUCUGAUCAAACGGUCACUGCUCUCGUACUUCAGGGCACUUAUCACGAACCUGUUUACGUUAAAGAUAUCAAACGUUGUGAAUGUCCUCCACCGGCAAACGUGCCAGUUGUUGCCGCUGUCGAAAAAGAAGAGAAAAAUAACUAUCAAAAUAUCGAAAAAGCGGAUACAAUUGUUCAGGCGAAAGUCCAGAAUAAGACUUGUGAUCAAAUCAUCGCUGAGCGUAAAGAAUUGAAAGCUGCAAAACCGAUUUAUACAGGAGAUGUGUACUCACAAUCACUAUAUCAAGAAGGUGGAAGAGGUGCGGCUCAAAAAAGCGUAUUUUUGCGAACGGAUCUUCAAGCUCCACCACAAGGAGGAAAUGCCGGUCCGCAACCAGUUGCACAAUCUGGUGGUGGUGGAGCUCAGCCACCUCAACCUUCAUCUGCUAGACCUGGAGCACCUGGAGGAUCUGGAGCAUCUGGAGCAUCAGGAGCGGCUGCAGCUCCUCAUGCUCACGCUCCGGGAGGUCGUUCAUGUACGUGUUCGAAGAAAUGUCCUCAAGGCGCUCAGCCUCCACCGACGAAACCAGGAGGUGCUAAUGGAGCCAAUGGAGCCGGAGCAGGUGGAGCUGGAGCUGGAGGAGCUGGAGCCGGAGGAGCUGGAGCUGGAGGAACUGGAGCCGGAGGAGCUGGCGUUCAACCUCCAAAGUGCUUCACAUCCAAUCAUUACAGUAUGCUCAACAAAAACCUGGCAUCGAAGCUGGAACAACGAGUGUAUUUUUAUGGCGAAAACCAUGAUCACCUAAUUGAAGAAUAUUGCAUCGGUGAUACUGUACGAAUAAAAUGUCGUUCCGAAACCUACUGUACUGCGUCAACCUAUCGUUCGUUACGUUUUAGACCAUAA
Molecule: messenger RNA, 2040 nt
Organism: Necator americanus (New World hookworm)
Lineage: Eukaryota; Metazoa; Nematoda; Chromadorea; Rhabditida; Ancylostomatidae
Exons: 18
Coding region: 1-2040 (679 amino acids)
Source: RefSeq, a predicted model, not a curated record